Syzygium oleosum is the source of this 519-nucleotide messenger RNA. RefSeq lists its product as uncharacterized. NCBI's taxonomy places the organism in Eukaryota, Viridiplantae, Streptophyta, Magnoliopsida, Myrtales, Myrtaceae. The transcript has 5 exons. The record is from RefSeq and is a predicted model, not a curated record. The coding region runs from base 1 to 519 and encodes 172 amino acids.
AUGGCAAUGAGUUAUGAAACUGGUGAAGUGAUCGAUUGUGUUGACUUCUUCAAGCAACCCGCUUUUGAUCAUCCGCUUCUAAAGAAUUAUUCCAUACAGAUAAAGCCAAGCUCAAAUCAGAAAUUGAAUGGAGCGCUCAAUCAAGUUUGGUGGAAAUAUGGUAAAUGCCCUGAAGGAACGAUCCCCAUCAAAAGACCACAAAAUCAUACCAAUCAUCAUGUUAAACCGUUGACUCCACGCAUGAAGCGGCUCAAUUUGAGCAGGAAUGACGUCAAUGCAGAUGAUGGACAUGAACAUGCUAUAGUAUCUUUGACCGGUGGCAGCUAUAACGGAGCUCGUGCAACUAUUAAUUUGUGGAAUCCUAAAGUAGUGGGUUCAGAAGUUAGUUUCUCUCAAAUUUGGCUCGCAGCAGGCCCCGAAGAGGAUAUUAAUACUGUGGAGGCAGGAUGGAUGGUUAAUAGAGAAUUGAGUGAUAGCGGGCAGGCAGAGUUUUUCGUAUACUGGACAGUGAGUUCUUAA